CCAAAAUUGGGCGGUGGGCUAAACCCAAGAAACCUGUUGAAAGUAAUCAAAGAAAUAGUAAUAGGGUAUUGGAAAAAGGUGGUGGCAGAGCGAUGGUUAAAUGCCAUAGCCUGCGUGGCGCCGUCGCAGUCCCCUUACCACUCUCGCUUGUGCGGCUAUAAAUUAAACAAAUGCGCUCUCUCGCUUUCCCCUGUAUCCGCCACCUCAAUUUACUCACUCCAACCCCAAAACACCACCACCCCUCUCCUCUCUGUCCAAGGCCACCAUCAAUCAACAAUGGAGAAAAGAAUUCUCGAUUACACCUUGGUUCCACUGGGGCUUGCUAUAAUGGUUGCAUACCACAUAUGGCUUUUCUAUCGGAUCAUGAACCACCCUUCCAAGACUGUUAUAGGCGUCAACACCAUCAACCGCCGCUUCUGGGUUCAAGCUAUGAUGGAGGACUCCGCCAAGAAUGGGGUUCUCGCAGUGCAGACACUGAGAAACAAUAUAAUGGCAUCAACUCUCUUGGCUUCCACGGCCAUCAUGCUCAGCUCUCUUAUUGCGGUGCUCAUGACCGGCGUCACCAGAGCAGAUGGUCGAUCUUGGAUUUUCGAGUAUGGAGAUACCAGCGAGCUAGGUUUAUCAAUAAAGUUCUUCUCUAUAUUGGUGUGUUUCUUGGUGGCUUUCUUGCUGAACGUGCAAUCCAUCAGGUACUAUAGCCAUGCAAGCAUUCUCAUUAACGUUCCAUUCAAGCAUAUGUUGCCUGAUCGCAACCACCACCAUCUGACGGCGGAGUAUGUGGCGAGGUCCGUCAACAGGGGUUGCUAUUUUUGGUCGCUAGGAUUACGUGCGUUCUACUUCUCUUUCCCCCUUUUUUUGUGGAUCUUUGGGCCGAUUCCUAUGUUUAUGUGCUGUGUUGUCCUGGUUUUCAUGCUCUAUUUUCUGGAUGUCACCUUUGAAUGUAGCUGGGCUGUUUAUGACCACAGAGAUCAGGAAAUUGAGACCCAAAAUCAAAUUUGAUUUUUAUGGAAUUUAGAAAUUAGGGUUUACAAAAGGGUGCAUUUUGCAAUUAAUAUUCAAUCCAAAAGUUGAAUCCAAUUAAAUUGCAAUGCACAUAUAUUUUAGUGUUUUGCUUAUAUGUCCUCAACUAAUGUAAUAUUUGAAUUUUGUACACUGUACAAUUUACUUAUUUGUAACUUUUUCCUGUAAUCUAAAUUAACCCAAAACUUCAAUUAAUAA
Manihot esculenta (cassava) is the source of this 1218-nucleotide messenger RNA. RefSeq lists its product as uncharacterized. The transcript has a single exon. The coding region runs from base 277 to 999 and encodes 240 amino acids. NCBI's taxonomy places the organism in Eukaryota, Viridiplantae, Streptophyta, Magnoliopsida, Malpighiales, Euphorbiaceae. The record is from RefSeq and is a predicted model, not a curated record.